UCAAUCAUUUUGUAGCAAUGGGAGAGUACAGAAUUAAGCCAAAAACAGGAUCAAAUUGUUACAUGGCUUCCUUCAUUACAUUUGUAUUGAAAAUAGUUGUUGUUUGGGUUUCUUUGAUCAUUGUAAGCCCUGCAACUAUAGCAGUAGCAUCUGAAUCAUCAUCAUCAUCACCAGAAACCAAAGCUCUGCUCAAUUGGAAAGCCAGUGGUGCCCACUUUCCUGGUUCUUGGGAUGCAAAUGAUACAAGCCCUUGUAAGUGGGAUGGGAUAACUUGCAAUGAAGCUGGAAGAGUAACAGAGAUAUAUCUACCUUUUUACAAUCUACAAGGUAAGCUCAACAAAUUGAAUUUCUCCUCUUUCCAAAAUCUAUUUCGCCUGAAUCUCGGAUCGAAUAGCUUGUAUGGAACCAUCCCUGAAAACAUUGGUAUGCUUUCUGAACUCACCCAUCUUUACCUGUAUUCAAACAGUAUUUCUGGCAAAUUUCCUUCUUCACUAGCUAAUUUGACCAGAUUACUUGAGUUGGAUGUUUCUGGUAAUGAAAUAAGUGGUGAAAUUGAUGGAUAUCUAUUAACCAGCUGGUCCAAACUCUCUUCUGUUAAGCUUGACAACAAUUUGUUUCAAGGGAAAAUCCUUUCUAUCAUUGGUAAGUUAAGCGACCUCAACAUUCUCUCCCUCUCUUACAAUAGAUUCAAUGGCUCAAUACCUCAAGAGAUAGGAAAGCUGAAAAAUCUGAGUCACUUGGACCUAGGAAGUAACAUGUUUUCAGGUUCAAUACCUUUGCAGUUGGGGAAUUUAAGAGAUCUCACUUAUUUGGACAUAGGAAGUAACAUGUUUUCAGGUUCAAUACCAUUGCAGUUGGGGAAUUUAAGAAAUCUCAUUUAUUUGGACCUAGGAAGUAACAUGCUUUCAGGAUCAAUUCCUACACAGAUGGGGAAUUUGGGAAAGUUGAAUAAAUUGGACCUAAGUAGUAACAUGCUUUCAGGCUCAUUACCUGCACAGUUGGGAAAUCUGGGAUAUCUGAAUGAGUUGGACUUAGGAAGAAACAUGCUUUCAGGUUCAAUACCUACACAGAUAAUGAAUUUGAGAUAUCUCAAUCGGUUGCUUCUAGGAAGUAACAAGCUUUCAGGUUCAAUACCUACACAGAUAGACAAUUUGGGAAAUCUCAAUCACUUGAGCUUAGGAAAUAACAUGCUUUCGGGUUCAAUACCUACACAGAUGGGGAAUUUAACUAGACUAAAAUGGUUGGAGAUAGGAGGUAACAUGCUUUCAGGUUUAAUACCUACACAAAUGGGGAAUUUGAAAGCUCUAUACAAGUUGGACCUAAGCAUGAACAUCCUUUCUGGUUCUGUACCAGUCGAAAUGGGGGAAAUGAUAACUUUGAAUCAGCUAAACCUGAGUAACAACAUGCUAACUGGUUCAAUACCUGCAUCAAUGGGGAACCUUAAGAAUCUCUGCCUAUUGGACUUGAGUAACAAUAUGCUUACUGGUUCAAUCCCUAUGGAAAUUGGAGAUAUGGAACAGUUGACAUUGCUUAAUCUCAGCUGCAAUAAGCUACAUGGUUCAAUACCUGAACAGAUGGGGAAACUCAAUUUUUCUUACAUGGGUUUGGACUUGUCUUGCAAUGAUUUGGAGGGUCCUGUUCUAGAUAAAAUAGCUUCUGAAACUCCUUUGAAAGCAUGGAAGAUGAACAAAGGUUUGUGUAGUAAUUGUUCAUGGAAAAGCAGAGAGAAAAGGCUUAAAGUCAAGAUUUCCAUUGUUCUUUCUGUUUCUAGCAUCAUUCUUGUCACACUUGUAAUUGUUGCUGGUUGGUUCCUCUUCAGGCAAAAGUCAAUAAAUUGUAUCAUUAAUACAAGAGCACAGAAAAAUGGAGAUAUAUUUUCCAUAUGGAAUUAUGAUGAGAAGAUUUCAUAUAGAGACAUUAUGGAAGCAACAGAUGAAUUUAACAUCAAAUAUUGCAUUGGCACUGGAGGUUGUGGGAGUGUUUAUAAAGCAACGCUGCUUACAGGGAAAGUAGUAGCUGUGAAAAAGCUUCAUCGCCUAGUAGCAGAAGACAAAGCCUAUGGGAGGAGCUUCACCAAUGAGAUACAAGUGUUAACUAGAAUACGGCAUCAGAAUAUUGUGAAAUUUCAUGGGUUUUGCUCUCAUCCUAGGUGCAAGUUCUUAGUUUACGAAUACAUAGAAAGAGGAAGCUUAGCUUAUUCACUUGGGAAUGAAGUGGAAGCAUUGGAAUUGGAUUGGAGGAAACGUUUGAAUGUCAUCAAAGGGGUCGCUUAUGCUUUGUCUUACUUGCAUCAUGACUGCACACCACCUUUAAUUCAUCGAGAUAUUUCGAGCAAAAAUGUUUUGUUGGAUGCAGAUCUCGAGCCUCAUGUCUCAGACUUUGGAAAUACCAAAUUUCUAAAUCCUGAUUCAUCCAACCACACUAUACUUGUAGGAACAUAUGGAUACAUUGCUCCAGAGCUUGCUUAUACAAUGGUUGUGACGGAAAAAUGUGAUGUUUAUAGCUUUGGUGUACUAACACUAGAGACGAUUAUGGGAAGACAUCCGGGUGAACUCAUGUCAACAUUAUCAUUGCCGCAUGCAAAAGACAUAAUACUAAAGGAUGUGCUAGACCCACGUCUCCCACCACCAACACAAUUGGAAGCACAGGAUCUGACUUUCUCAAUGAUGUUUGCAACUUCAUGUUUGCACACCGAUCCAAAAUCUCGUCCAACUAUGCAAUACAUAUAUGGGGAAUUAGAAAGUUCUAUGAACAGUCUUCGCAACAUUUCUGCAUAAUUUUGUUGUGGCAAUUGGGAACCUUGAAAUAAAUCAGAUCCAUAAAGCUAUAUGGAAGUGGUCAUAUAUUGCUAAGGUGUUC
Messenger RNA from Macadamia integrifolia, 2859 nucleotides. RefSeq names its product probable leucine-rich repeat receptor-like protein kinase At1g35710. The record is from RefSeq and is a predicted model, not a curated record. Lineage: Eukaryota; Viridiplantae; Streptophyta; Magnoliopsida; Proteales; Proteaceae. The transcript is spliced from 2 exons. Gene Ontology annotation, biological process: protein phosphorylation. Bases 18 to 2777 code for a protein of 919 amino acids. Gene Ontology annotation, molecular function: protein binding; ATP binding; protein kinase activity.